Dermatophagoides farinae (American house dust mite) is the source of this 3015-nucleotide messenger RNA. It is a transcript of the gene NAT1, whose product is annotated as N-acetyltransferase 1. The record is from RefSeq and is a predicted model, not a curated record. Gene Ontology annotation, molecular function: mRNA binding; translation initiation factor activity; protein binding. NCBI's taxonomy places the organism in Eukaryota, Metazoa, Arthropoda, Arachnida, Sarcoptiformes, Pyroglyphidae. Gene Ontology annotation, cellular component: eukaryotic translation initiation factor 4F complex.
CUCAACACAACGGACAACCAGCGAGUAUUGGAGGGUCAAGCUUCUCGAUGCUCGGGAGGAAAGGACGAUGUUCAGCGUCCUAGCACUCAUUCUACGACAUCAUCAUAUGGCCGUAAUAACAGUGGCUCGCUUUUAAUUCGUAGAUUGGCUCCUCCGAGUAAUACCAGAGAUGCAUGCGAUAACCCUCAAAUCGUCUAUAAAGUUCGUGGAAUUUUGAAUAAAAUAACUCCAGAAAAAUUCGACAAGCUAAGCCAAGAGCUUCUUGAUCUUGGCCUCGAAUCUGAAGAUGUGCUUACUCGCGUUCUUUUGUUAAUCUUCAACAAAGCACUUGAUGAUUACAAAUAUAGUUGUAUGUACGCAAAGUUAUGUAAAGUUAUCAAUGAUAAUGUUUCAAAAUACUAUGAACAAAACUACAACAAAAACGUUUUCAAGAUAUUAUUGCUGAAAAAGUGUAAAGAAGAAUAUGAAAAUCGUUGCAAUGCAUUUGAACAAUUUGAAAAUCAAAAUGGACCACUUAGUGUCGAUGAUGAAGAGAAACGAUCAUUGGCAAAGCAAAAAAUGCUUUGCAACAUCAAAUUUAUUUGCGAACUUGGUAAACAACAAUUGUUACCAAAAAAUAUUUUGCAUGAUUGCAUUAAACAAUUAUUGUCGAGGGCAAAGAAUCAAAGCUUUGCUGAUAAAAUGCAAGAUCUCGAAUGUUUAUGUGAGAUAAUGAAAAAUAUUGGCCACUUACUUGAAACGAAUGAAAAAGCAAGCGUUUUGUUGGAUCAAUAUUUUGAUCGUAUGAAUACGUACUCGAAAAGUAGUGAAAUCAAUUCACGGAUCAAGUUCAUGCUGCUUGAUGUUAUUGACUUGAGAAAGAAUAAUUGGAUUCCUCGACAAAAGGAUGUUCUUCAUAGCAGUAUAUCGGAAAAGGUGCCUGAAAAGGAUAACAAUGGAUUGCUUUCACCUUAUGGUACGCUCUAUCAUAUGCAUCAUUUGAGACAUGGCCCUUUCAUGAAUCAAGGAAGGGUUGAUGACAUGUUUUCACCAAUGCCAAUUGGUCCAAUUUAUCUUGGUACCGGCCCUGGAGCUAUUAAUGACCAUAAUUUUGGUUCAUGGAAUAAUCCACGACGGCCGAAUUAUAAUCAGAAAAACAAUGUCCCUUAUUCAUCCGGAAACAAUUAUCCCCCACAAUCAGCAUCAAUGAAUAUGAUGAUGAAACGAGAUAAUCAACCAAACUAUCGUCCAAAUUAUCCACAACAUAACAAUAGUGGUAAUAAUAAUGCAAACAAUUACAAUAUGGCAAACAAUGCCAACAACCAAAACAAUGCAAUUAAUGGAUCGAAUAUGAUGAAUAAUCCUCGUGAAACGCCGGUAAAUUUACCACCACGUUUCCAGAAACAAAUGAAACAAACUCAGAAUUUGCCAUUUAUGAAAGCACAGCAUCCCCAACAACAAAAUAACAAUGAUGAUCAUCGUAUGAUGCCAAUGAUGAAGCCACCGAUGAUCAACGACAACAACAAUCGACAAGCAUUUAAUCGAAAUCCUCCUAAUCCAUUUCAAAAGCCUAAUAAUAGUUUCAGUAAAUUCAUGAAUCCAACCAAAUUGAAUGGAAAAGAUUUGGCAAACGAUGUUAAUCAAAUGCGACUAGAUGAUACAAAUAUGCCGAAUAGUGGUAAUAGUGGCAGCAGUGAUGACACCUGUAGUAAAGAUGAACCUGUUAACUUAUUUUUCGAGAUCGAAAAACUACUUUCUGAAUAUUAUGAUAGCGAAAAAUCUGAACCAAUUAUUCAGUUUUUGAAAACAACUAGUGCUAAUUUCGAUGAGAUUCUUUUAUCAAUCAUGCGAAUCAGCAUUGGCAAAUCGGAAAAGGAACGAGAACUAACCAAUCAAUUGUUGAACAAAAUUAAGUCCGAUCAAGUGGUCAAUGAUCAGAUAUUUUUAUCAUCAUUGAAGAAUUUGUUCUCAAAGAUAAACGAAUUGGAAGUGGAAACCCCUCGUGCUCGUUCAUAUGUAGCUGCCUAUAUUGCCAAUGCUAUAACUGAAAAUGUGAUCAUUUUGAAAGAAAUUGGCGACCUGUUGGAUGGCGGUCAACAUUAUCCGUUGUUUCCAUUGAUAUUGCAAAAUCUACACAAAGCAAAAGGUCAAUCAUGGUUGUUUGAUAUAUUUUCUGAAUCGAAAAUAAAUCUAAUGCAAAUGGUGCCCGAACCAGAUCGUAACAAGGAACGUAUGGCGGAUAUUCUUGAAGAUAGAAACUUGACAUUUUUAUAUCCAAUGUUGCGUAUUGAAUCGGAUAUAACUAAACAGAUUACUAGCGAUUGUUCACCCAGUUCCCUCUACCGUUGGCUUAAAGACAACGUUAAUACAACGCUGCAAAAUAGUACGGAAUUCAUUUCGGUUGUCUUUUCAACCCUGUUGAAGCACAUUAUUGCCAAGCAUAACAAUCCGGAUAAUCCAUUCGUUUUUACAUCAGCAUUGUUUGUUCAACAAGAAAACGAAUUGAAAAAAUAUUGUCAAGUUUUGCAAAAAUUUUUAUCUGGCAAACAUGAUCUUCAAUUGGUGGUACUUUAUUCAUUGCAAACAUAUUGUCAUGAUCAUAAUUUUCCUAAAGGAUUGAUUGAAAAAUGGUUCAACAUGCUAUAUGAACAGGAAAUUGUCGAUGACGAAGUAUUCUUCAAAUGGCGUGAAGAUAUUAAUGAAGAAUAUCCAGGAAAAGGUAAAGCAUUGUUUCAGGUGAAUAAAUGGCUUAUCUGGCUUGAAGAAGAUGAUGAAGAAGAAGAAGAAGAGUAAAUUCAAUAUAAUUAAUGAUGAUGACUAUGACAAAUAAAAUCUUACCGACAAUGAUCUUGAAGUGGAUUAGAUCAUCAAUCGGUUUUGAAAAAAAAUUUGUAUUCGUUAUAAUUACCACAACAACAAAACAAACAAUAUCCUGAUUCUCUAAGUGAUGUUUGAAACAAAUCGAAAAUUGUAUUUUAUAAUUUUAAUUAAUUAUGAUGAUGAUGAUAAUUAAAAUCGUUUAAUUAAAAUGAAAAA